UGCUCUCGGCAGCAAGUGGAGUUAAAAGCAGACUGUAACAAGGGGUAUGUCACUGUUAAGCAGAUAGGAGUGAACCCAACUAGUGUUGAUCUCGUGAAUAUUGGCAAGGAUGAAGAGGUGAAAAUGAAGCCAGGCCAAGUUCUGUAUAUUGUGAAUAAACUUUACCCCUACACGGUGCAAUUUGCUGAAGAGUCAGGGAAAACAGAUACAAGAGUGGAAGGGAAAAUACAAACCAAGAAGAUGCCACGUGAGGACUCCUUUGAGAAUGAUGAUGUAGAGCCUGUGCCCAGAAAAACAAUGAAGGUGGAGGUGGUGGAUACAAAAGGCAGCUCUGCAAACCCCAAGCUAAGCCACACCAGUGUGUCUCCACAAGAAGGAGCUUCAAGCAAAAAGGAACAUUCUGGACACUGGAGUCAGGGUCUAAAGAGCUCCAUGCAAGAUCCAAAAAUGCAGGUUUACAAAGAUGAGAAAACGGUAGUCAUUAAGGAUAAAUAUCCAAAAGCACGUUACCACUGGCUUAUCUUACCAUGGGACCCCAUUUCAAGCCUGAAGUCAGUGACCAGGGACCACCUUGAACUCCUGGAACAUAUGGAUGCAGUCGGGCAAAAAAUGGUUGAGCAGUGCCCAGCCAGAGAGAGUCUGGAGUUCCGACUGGGUUACCACGCUGUCCCCAGCAUGAGUCAGCUACAUUUGCAUGUAAUCAGCCAGGAUUUUGAUUCUCCAGCCCUGAAAACAAAAAAACACUGGAACUCUUUUACUACAGACUACUUCUUAAACUCUGAAGAUGUGAUAGAGAUGGUAAGAAGCAAGGGAAAAGUCAUCGUGAAAGAUAAUGUCUCUGAACUUCUCAAAUUGCCCCUCAGAUGCCAUCGCUGCAAACAACAGCUGUCCACUAUCCCACAGUUAAAGGAACAUCUCAGGAAACACUAGCCAAAAUGACUUCGGAAGACGUAAUCUUACAACCUGCUGGAUUUCAGGCUAAAAUAAAGGCAUCAAAGUGUUAGUAAAUGUGUGUGUUUAAGUCAGA
Messenger RNA from Merops nubicus (carmine bee-eater), 1027 nucleotides. It is a transcript of the gene APTX, whose product is annotated as aprataxin. NCBI's taxonomy places the organism in Eukaryota, Metazoa, Chordata, Aves, Coraciiformes, Meropidae. Gene Ontology annotation, cellular component: nucleus. The record is from RefSeq and is a predicted model, not a curated record. The transcript is spliced from 7 exons. Gene Ontology annotation, biological process: single strand break repair; double-strand break repair. Gene Ontology annotation, molecular function: double-stranded RNA binding; mismatched DNA binding; single-stranded DNA binding. The annotation marks the transcript as partial.